Molecule: messenger RNA, 1995 nt
Organism: Trifolium pratense (red clover)
Lineage: Eukaryota; Viridiplantae; Streptophyta; Magnoliopsida; Fabales; Fabaceae
Exons: 4
Coding region: 378-1703 (441 amino acids)
Source: RefSeq, a predicted model, not a curated record
CACCUCACCCCAUCCAAACAAAAAUAAAAAAUUUAGGGUGGGGCAAGAAAAGUUAGAGAGAGAGUAGUUGCGUUUGCAUUGAAGAUUGAAAAAUUGAAAUUUCAUUCAUUCUAUUCCACAGGUGUGGGAACUAUUCUCGCUAACCAACAAAUACAUAUAUUCUGAUGUAUCAUCAUCUUCUCUAGUCAUCUUCUUCUUCCUCACGCUAACAACAACAACAACAAGGUUUCUUUUAUUUAUUUUUUUAUUUAUUUUUUUGCGCUGAUUUUUCGUUUGUUCCUGAUUUCUGAAUAUAUAAAAGAAAAACGAUAUUGCGAAUUGGCGUAUUCCUUCCCUUUCUGUUUUCUCUUUCAUUGCUGCGAUACUUCACCUAAGCUAUGCCGACUUUUACUGCUAUAGCGUUUGAUAGGUUAAUAGAGCCCGGAGGUUCUAGGGCUGGUCAUCAGAAAUCUGCUUCAAUUUCGGUUCCAGCUCCGAAGAAGCUUGAGAGGAGGACCAGUGAACCACCAAGUUCCAGAAAGAGAGUACCUCCUCGUCCUCAAUUAAAGCCGUCACUCUAUGCAACUCCUGAGGUGAAGCCGCUUCCGGAUUCUCCGCUACAAGAUUCUCCUUCUUCGUUCUUGGCUUCUCCUUACAUCAUCAAUCAUAAACGUCGUGGGCCGCGUCUUCUCAAGAGUUUCUCUGAGGCCAAUGUACAGGCUAAGCAGGAGAUUGAUGAUGACGUAAAUGUUAAUGGUAAGAGCUCUAAUAGUGUGGUUUCUAGUUCCGCUGGUGACCUACAAGUCAGUUUCGUGAACUCUGAACCUGUUAAGGAAGAGCAAGACGGUGGUGUAGAAGAUAACAAACUUAGUAGCAGCAAUGGUGGCGAUGUUGAGCACAGAGAAAAUGGAAGUAGUAUUGAUCAUAAUGGAGUGCAUUUGGAAAAGGUAGUGGUGUUGAAUUCUGAAACAGAUACUGAAGACUUUUUCGAUCCAAAUGAUUCUAUGAGCUUUAGUAGUUACACAGAUGGGGAGGAUAAUACAAGCAAAGAUCGUACUGCAAAAUAUAGUAGUUCCGCAGAGUUUUUUGACGCUUGGGAAGAACUCUCUUCUGAUAGUGGGACGCAAGGCUCUCUACGCUCUCUACGUGAUGUUGAUGCUGAAUUGCGUGAAAUAAGGUUGAGUCUAUUGAUGGAGAUAGAAAAGCGAAAGCACAUUGAAGAAUCCCUUAAAAGCAUGCAAAGCCAGUGGGAGAGAAUUAGAGAAGGGUUAUCUUCUGUUGGAAUUGUUUUACCUGCAGAUCUAGCUGCUAUUGCGCAAGGUGGGCAGCUGAAUUCUGAUCCUGUGGAUGAUAUAUGUCAGCAGGUAUACAUUGCUAGGUUUGUAUCAAACUCCAUUGGAAGAGGAACUGCCAGGGCUGAGGCGGAGGCAGAAAUGGAAGCCCAGCUAGACUCAAAGAACUUUGAGAUUUCUCGACUGUUGGAACGUCUUCAUUAUUAUGAGACCAUGAAUAGGGAGAUGUCUCAGAGGAACCAGGCGGCAGUAGAGACGGCAAGGCGUGAGAGACAAAGAAGGUCUAGGAGGCAGAGAUGGAUUUGGGGCUCUAUAUCUACUGCCAUUGUACUUGGUACUACAGCAAUAGCAUGGUCAUAUCUUCCAUCAAGUAAAGGAUCAACAUCUGCAGACCAUGAUGACGUUUCCGAACACAAUGACGGGGCCAAUUAAUAUUCCGUCAACACUAAUUUUGCCUAGUUAUGGUAGGAGAGGUGAAUAAAAGUUUUACACACCACUAUGUGGCGAACACGUCUCACACGUCUCACACUUAAUCGAUUACAAUUUUGAAGCAGUUUGAGUAUGUGAAUAAUUUUAUUGGGUCGUCCAGUACAAUUACUUUGCCUUCCACUGCAAGUCUUAGAUGGUUGAUUAGUAAAAUGGUACAGUCCAUGUUGAUAAGAUAAUACCUUAUAGUUUUUUCUUACCCAUUCUUACAAGCAGAAUAAGUAUUUGGCAUCUGAUA